Messenger RNA from Procambarus clarkii (red swamp crayfish), 6343 nucleotides. RefSeq names its product Uridine-cytidine kinase (gene Uck). Lineage: Eukaryota; Metazoa; Arthropoda; Malacostraca; Decapoda; Cambaridae. Gene Ontology annotation, cellular component: cytoplasm. The record is from RefSeq and is a predicted model, not a curated record. Gene Ontology annotation, molecular function: ATP binding; ribosylnicotinamide kinase activity.
CCCAGGUGAGCGGGUGUGCAGCUUGGUCAAGUUGGGAGGUAGUCAGCUUGGCCACGUGCUGUUAUGCUGUGCCAACACUUUCUGUGGGGGACAAGCAAGCUACUGCAACAAAGCCGCACAAUCCAAGUGCUUGGUGUGGGAUCAUUAAGGGGAGUAUUGGGAGAGUUAAGGAGCGGCCCGGAGAGAUCUUGGAGGCGUGAGAGCAGCAGCACGAGCGCCUCUCUCGACCAGACCAGCGCCUUGCUCGACCAGACCAGCUCCUUCCUCGACCAGACCACUGCAGUCAUGUCCACCGACGACGCCAGCAGACCUCACGGUGGACUUACCAAUGGAGUCAACCCUAAGACGCCCUUCUUGAUAGGCGUGGCUGGAGGCACAGCCUCCGGGAAGUCAACAGUAUGUAAGAGAAUUAUGGAGAAGUUAGGUCAGGAUGAUAUAGAACAUUCUCAGCGUCGUGUGGUCUGCAUUUCUCAGGAUGCCUUUUACCGCCCUCUCAAUGCAGAAGAAAGUUCAAGGGCUCUCAAGGGUAUCUUUAAUUUUGAUCAUCCUGAUGCUUUUGACAACGAACUUAUUUUGAAUACACUCCAGCAAAUUCUGGAUGGCAAAAUCUGCAAAAUUCCAAAUUAUGAUUAUGGUACAAACUCAAGAUUGGAGAGCACAACCACUAUAUAUCCUGCAGAUGUGGUGCUGUUUGAAGGUAUUCUCAUGUUCUAUCAACCUGAGAUUCGAAAACUUUUUCACAUGAAGCUCUUCGUUGACUCUGAUGCCGAUACAAGGCUGGCCAGAAGAGUAAUGCGUGACACAAAGGAACGUCAAAGAUCUCUGGAGCUAGUUCUUUCUCAGUACACAAAACUAGUCAAACCAGCAUUUGAAGAGUUUUGUUUACCUACCAAAAAGUUUGCUGAUGUAAUCAUUCCACGAGGAGCAGAAAAUACAGUUGCCAUUGACCUCAUAGUUCAGCACAUUAGAGAUAUUCUCCGCCCUGGACAGGCUAUCGAGGGUCAACUGUUUCAGCGAACCCGACAUAAUUCUGACAAUUUCUUCAAGCGGCCCCAUUAAGAAUCCCAAAGAAUUUAGGAGGUUUUAUUUUGGAUUAUUAUGGGCAGUGGUAUGUCUUGUGACUGUUCACUCCUAUUUAAAAGUUUAUUGACUUUUUGUGAUAGAAUGUGAGUGCUUUAUGAUCAUACAAAUUAAAUAUUUAAAGAAGUUGAAUAGAAAAUGUGACUGAUGGUGUAAAUAUGUCAACACCUUCAUAAUGUUGACAAAUUUGAAAGUCAUGUUCUGUCUCGACUUUAAAUUAUAGUCAUAUCUUAAACAUUUGAGUGAGAUAAUUUAUUUCUUUUGUUCUAAGCAUAUAUAAUAAGUCAGUAACGUAUUUUAUUGGAUAAUGCAUUUUAAUAGGCUGUUGAUGAUGCGAAAAUCAUCAAUAGUCUCUUGUGUGCAGUUACAUAUAUAUUUACAGAAUGUCUGAAGAGUAACAGCACAAUGUCUAAAGUAAAAUAUUGGACCAAUUUUAGUGGAACUUUCACAAUCUCUGGUAACAAAUUGAAGGUUUCAAAUGGAACACUUGAAUAUAUUUUAGCUAUGCCAAUUCAGGGUCAUAUCACCUGUGGUAAAAGUUUACACGAGAAGGCCAAAAUUGGCAUUGGUAAAGUUUUGUAUAUGCAGUUACGAUUAUUGGAUACAAUCUUUGAGACAUGUUUUAAUUAUACAAAUUAAUUUACUCAAACCCAUGCAAAUACAAUAUUUGAAUGUAUACAGAGAAAUGAACCUAGUAAUAAUAUUUUAAAAGUUUGUUGUUAUUUAUACAAUUUAAUUAUAUUAUGUGCCCUACCAAUUGAUCUUGAAGAGUAAUAUAUAAAUAUAAUAGCUGCAAGCAUAUCACAUGAUGCAGGUUGUGGUGAUGGAAACAAAAGACAUGUUGCAAGGAAAAAAAGGUUUUCAUGGGCUUAGACUGUUUUGUAAAGAAAUAUUAGAUUUUCUGAAUCUUAAAAAGGGGUGCAUUUCCAUUUCACUAUAUGUAAAAUAAAUACUGUAAAUGAUUAUGUAUAAUAUACAGUACACACAUUGCUUCCUUGAAAAUCCAGGCCUUCAUAUACAUUAAUGGAUCCAUCUACACAACAGAUCAGAUCUGCCCACUGGAUUUCUCUCCCAAAUUUGUAUUACUGUACUUUGAACAAAAUCUGAAUUCAGGAGGUACAUGGUAAAAUCUGGCUCAACAGUUCACGUAUAUUUUUCAUUAAAUCGUAUCUUCUUUUUUUUUCCAUAUUUUUGCUAAUCUUCCUGUUUUAUUUGUAAAUAUUAUUCCAAAUAGUGCAUUUAUAUUUUAUAAAUGUUUUACAAAGUUGUACUGUACUAUAAAUUUUUCAGAUCAGUUUGAAUGUUGUUGUUUCCAAGGCAUCCAGACCUAUAGUGAAGGCAUGCAUACCGACUAUAUAUUUUCUUUGUGAGAGGUUGAAAUUCUGACCUCAUAUUACUUCUAGUACAGGUACAUCAGGCAAAUGAAAGAGAAACUUUUUUCUCUCACUCCAUGGAUAAGUAGGCCUAGUUAUUAGAGAAAUGUGUUUAUGACUGGAGAGACAGGCAGCUGGCAGAAACGUAUAGCAUUGGCUUAAGUAUUGAUUUCACCUUCCCCCAACCCCCCCAAGAAAAAAUGCAGAUCAUAGAUUCUGUGAGUAAAAUACUGCAGUGGUGGUAAGAGAAGAUAUGUAAAACACUGAAACCUCCAAAAUAUUAGUAUUUGGAUGAUGAUUAUUAGUGGUUUAUGCAGUAUUGUAUCCUUGGGCUGGCUGUUGGUGUUGGACAGUUAGUUUGUAGGUGAAUGUAAUGAACCAUGGGCAACAGAACUUCAAGGCCUCUUAGUUAUCAAGUCCAGCCUGUGCUACAAUAAGGUAAGUGAGCUAAUUUAUUAUUUGUAUUUUUUUUUAUUACUGUAUUAUUAUUUCUGGAAGGGGCCCCCCUCAGUAACUUCCCAACCUAAGCAUUAGUCCAGCCUUGCCUUUAGGAGAUGCACCAAACAUCUGAGAGCCAGGCGAUGAGUCACAAUAACGUGGCUGAAGUAGUUUGACCAGACCACACACUAGAAGGUGAAGGGACGAUGACGUUUUGGUCCAUCCUGGACCAUUCUCAAGUCAAUUGUCUUGUCUUGAGAAUGACUUGAGUCAAGACAAUCUACUUGAGAAUGAUCCAGGACGGACCGAAACGUCGUCGUCCCUUCACCUUCUAGUGUGUGGCCUGGUCAAAUUUGAGAGCCACCACUGCCUGACAAGUAACAGGACCAUCUGGCCCUCUACAAAGCAACGUAAGCUUGGGGAAUCAAAGGAUCAACCCACCAGAAAGCAUAAGCCCAGCAAGACAAACCACAGUUUGUAGAAACAAUCAUUGCUGAGAUUUUAUUUUGCCCCCCUAACCCACCCUUGCUUCUUGUGAGAUUAGGAUUGUUUGUUGUCUGUGCCACAGGGCAACAUUCAUUAUCUCAUCUUUGCUUGUGGGGGCCUUCACCUUGGGAUAAGUUGAGUGUCUUGGGCUUCUGUCUUUCCCUAGCUUGGAGUGUCUUAGCUGGUGGCACACACACUGGUUGCUUCAGGAAGCCCAUUGUGGGCUCCCUGACAAUAACAAGCCUAGUUGGUAUGAACACACACUAGCUGCCUGUCCCCAACACAAUGAAUUAUAAAUGUCAUUGUUCCCUGUGCCUCUUGUGAGUGGGGCCAGGUUCUGACUGGUCCCUGGAAGGCUAUAGCUUUCCACAACUGGUGGAACCUAGUAGUAUGACACACUCAAAUUUUGUAACAGUGAUUUCUGUGCGAGCCACUGGAGUCUCACCCAGACAUUGAUGUUUCAUUACAUUCAGCACUGGCUUUUAAGUUUUUACACAUAAUCCAUUAGCUUUAUAAGUGUUAACAGUUUAAUUAAACUUUGGUCAUCUAUAGAUGGUAAAGGUAACACACUAUAACCUGACUGCUCUGUGCUGCCCUCUACGAGAUGAAACAUAAUAUCAUGAUUUAAAAGCAACGAGCAAAAACAGUAAUAUAUGUCCUGCUGUAAAGUAAGUUAUUAUUAAGAAAAUCUGGGAAAUAAUCAAUUGAUAAUAGUAAAAAUUAGCUAUGGAGUUACUGAAUUAAUUUGUGAAUGUCUUGUGCAUACAGAUAAUUAAAGUAAACAUUCUUUUGCAGCAAGAUAUAAUAACUUCAAAAAAAUCUUGGUUUAGGCUGUAUUAUAUUUAAUUGCUGUCCAUUGAUUUAUUUGAUAUAUGGUGUUGCAACACCUGGAUUGUUUAUAUAUUUUGUUUUCAAAAUAUGCAAUGAUUUUCGUGAUUUUUUAAAGGUGCAUACAUCAUUCUCAAUCACUAAAGGAUUUCUUAAAAGUAUUGUAAAUAAUAUUUGAAAUCUUCAAACAUAUUUAAAAAUCAAAAUGUCUAUAAAUUUUUAUAUAUACCUGCUAAUGUGUGAAGAUUUUGUGACCAUAUGUAAAUAUGAUAUUUUUAGUGUGUGCUAUUUAUCAUGUACUGUACAGGUAUGUUACUUUAAGUGAAGUAUCGUACCUUAUAUCACUUAAUGCUAUGGAGGUUCCUUGUCCCAUGAUUAUGUCAUAUUUACUUAUCAGUGUCAGUCACGAAUGCUCAUUCUCUAUUAUGCAAUAAUCAUCAGUAAAUAUACUCCAGGAAUAUCUUUGUAACAGGGAAAAUUAUUUCAUCAUUGAAAUGUGAAGUUUGGUUUUUAUUGCUCCAUGUUGUAAAUUAUAGGUGUUUAUUUUAUUUGUAAUAAAGGUUUGACAAAAAUGAACUUAGAGAUUGUAGCCAUGUUGAUUAGUGAUGGCUCUUGCAAAAUCCUUGGUGUGGUGCUAGUUAGAUUUAUCUACAAAAUCCUCAGUGCUUCAUCUUAUAACAAACCUAUCGUAUUUUUUUGUACUUGCAUCCCUCGGUAGCUCCUUCUAGCUUCCCCUUCACUGUAAUCACUACGUGUUUUAAGUGGUGAUAAUCACAGCAUAAUCCCCCUAAUGGUAUGGGGAGGAGGGCUUAUGGGGAUCAAAGAUCAACCUACUUUAGAGAUGAACUGUCCAAAUAAUGGAAAAUCACAAAGCUCUUGAUCUUCUUGCAAAAAUGUAUUGAAAACGGCUUAUUAUUGAAUUCGUUUUUGAACCUGUAAUCUCUACAACUCUGCUGGUGUUGUGUUGUGACUAUGGCACACUUUGGCCUGAGACCUAUCAUCUCUCAUAGAGGUCCCCCACUUAACACUAUCGGUGGUCUGGCGGGCGACCCGCCGGGCACUUCAAGGUAGUUCACGCGGUGCGCGUGAACUCACCACCACCCACAAAUGUUUAUACUCUUUUUCUGCUUUCUGACCUUAAUUUUCAUGAUUGUGGUUCAUUGGGAGUAUAAAGCUCAUCACUGUUUAACUCCCUAAUUGUGCAUCUUAACCACUGUACUGUGCAGAGGUCCCUAAGGCAUUCUGAGAGUUGAGUUUUUUAAUUAGGCUAUAUUUUAAUGUCUGGACUAAUUGGUACUUUUAGAUGUCCUAAUAACUAAAAAUCCAAAUAAUCAAAUAAAAGAUAGCCAAAGUUAUUAUUUAUUGCAAUAUUUUUAUUUUGGUAUAUAUUUUAACAUGCAUAAUAAAAAUAAAUGUAAUGUAUUAAUAUGCAGUAUUGGUUGGAAAACAUUAAAAUUUUUGCAUUGGUACAAAUAAAUCUUGCCCGAGAAUUAACUGAUAAUGGGGCAGGCAAACUGGAAAUUCUUGUUUGGAUAAUUGGAUGAUAUAUAAUAUUAUCCUGUCUGGAUAACUUAAUAUGUAAUAUUAUAAGAAAAAUUAACAACUCAUUCCACUAGUGAAACUCUUUGUAUGUCAAUACACCACAGAAAAUAUAAGAAACUUAAUUAAGAAAUAAAAAAAAAAGGAAUAGGCAAGGAUAUUGGCAUUUAGCACCCAACCCCUUCACUCCUUGGCACGUAAAUGUGGUCAGCCAACAAAAUCUUUAGCCUACUCAUCCUCCAUUAAAAAUCACUUUGGUUUUUGUAUACAAUGUGCGCGAGUUCUUAUUCUCUCCCCAUAUCAGGGGUACCAUAUCACCGGAAGAUCUCACUUAUUCUUUUGAUGGCUUUUCUGUUGACCUGAGCUUUUGGAUAUUCUAGUGUCUUACUUUUUUCUUAACCAUAACAUGCAAACCUAUGCUGAAACUACUUGAACUAUCAGUAAUUGAGUGACUGGAAUUUCUACCAAGCUGAUGAAAUUUUAGUUUGUGGCUAUAGUGUACUGUAUAAUAUAGUUGUGUGAAGACAGGUGGGCUGUAUAACUUUACUGAUUUGCUAGUUUAUUUUGAUAAUAAUUACUUCUCAUAAGCUCAUGCUUUG